GGUUUAACACCGUUAGGAAGUCUUAUUUCUGGAGAUACACACCAUCAGCUAGCUUCUUCACGAGGAAUGCAAGCUAAGAGUGACUGUCGGCAAAUCAAAAGCAUUCGUCGUCCUCUUGCUCCGGAGAACACUCGGGAUCACGGAACUAGACCUUCUACUCAAUCUAGUCUGCAGUCUUUGCAGGGAAUGGCUAUCCCGCGUGAAGUAAAACGUGAGAUCUUAAGGCGGAAGUCCAUGCGUUCAAAGGAAAAACAGCAGCAGCAACUACAAGGCGAUAAGCAACGAGAAAUGCAGUUGGAGGAUACUGUGGGAGUGUACACCAGGAUAAAUAUGUUAAAGGGUAGUUUGAGUUACAAGGGAAAACCUACGAACAGGUACCUUUGUUUGUGACUUUAAUUUAUUGGCUGAUUUGAGGUUGUCCUUGAGACUGCGCGCGUAGUUGAUGUUUGAUGGAGUCGUUUUGGGCAUAGUAUCCCUUAUGUUAUUGGCAAUUAUAAGGUUUCGUGGGAGACUGGGGCCAAAUUCGUCACCCAAAAUAAUCUCUCAACGUCACCAAUACAAUGAGUUAAGGGCGCAUAUUUUGUAGCCACAUUAGACCAUAGUCACUAUGGCAAAUCACAGCAAUCGAGGAAAAUAGGAUCAACCAACCGAGUCAAAUACAACAGGGGACGAAAAGAUGCGGUAAGAUUUGACUGAAGAUAUGCCAGAUGAGUCAGCCAACUUCUGAAACAAGGCAAGGCAAUGCAAAACCAAAGCAACCACGAAAUUGCUCACGAAUUUCACUAAAUAUCAAAACUGAUUUGAUUUUUAUCAGACGUUUUUAUCAGUCGUGAGUAAACUGCGUCAGGUUUCGGAUGAAUUUCACGGCAGUUUUCCCCUUUGGAACAUCGCAUAAACCCCUAAACAACCCACACUUAAUUCAGUCCCAGAUAUAUGCGCUCGCCUAGGUUCUUCUGGCUGGAGUCUUUGUUUCGAGUAUAUAAAACGGACCAUUUAAAUUUCCAUUUAGCUCUAAAUCGCAAAUUUCUAUCCCAACAAAAAUAGAUAACACUAAUUUCUGUUUUUUUGAAAUUAUACAGUCCUCUCAUGAUUCAGUUGUAAAAAUAUGGCUUCUAUGGAAAAUAGAAGCUCUGGUGAACUUUACUUAACUGCUGUUCAGUUUUUAUGACUUUCCAUUAUUUAAUUUACAGUUUUGAGGAAGGAGGUAAAAUGGUCAAUGGGCAUACUCCAUCAUCAAUGUCCCAAAUUUGCAAAAACCAGUUUACCUCGCCUACAGGUGAUACAAUGAGUAUGUCAUUCCAAAGAUCCUCUGUUUUGAGCACGAAAGAUAGAAAGGACUAUCGAAAAGAUUUUCGGCAUGUAAAGAAUCAGGAGGUCUUUCCCUCGCAAAAACCUAUAGCAAGAAAAGGCUCAAGCGGUAUUACAAGAAGAAGAAAUGUCCAGGGAGCAUUUGUAGGCCCUAAAAAGAACGACGCAACACUGCAUGAUAGAUAUUGUACUAGUUGCUUAGGAGAAAGUAUGAAGAAAGGAGAACUAGAAGCACUUUCGGACUACGAGGUGGUCGCUUACCACGAUCGGGAAGAAGAUAGAAAAGUUGCCCUAGGGAAGACCUCUCAGGGCUUUACUACUUUGGAGAAAAAAUUUGAUGAAUCCAAGAGUGACAAAAAAAAUCAUUCUGAAAUUGCAAAAAAAGAAUUUGAGACAAAAAGCUCCUCGUCGGGAGUAUCAGGGACUGGUAAUAAAAAAAGAAAUUUUAUUCAAGCAGUAACGAACAGAGUGAUUCUUCCGAUCCGGUUACAGAAACAAACCAGUCGUUUGAAUAAAAGAGACGAUUUGGUGGCCCACCGUGAGUGUAGUUUUACAAUUGGCGAAGACGUACUAAAGGAAGAGAAAUUCAUGGAGAAAAAUGAAGAAAAUGAUGUUUAUAAAACGGAAAAGGUGACUCCUUUGAGCGCUGGUAAGUUGCAAAAGUUGAUAAGAGAAAAAGUUCUCAGCCAAUCACAAGCUAAAAGCACGAAAGCCAAUCCCAAGACAGUGGUGCUGGCUGACUACGUGCGUACACUCCAAAUGCACAUGGGAAUCACAGACAGUGUCGUCUCAGAAAGUAAAUCACCUGACUUUAGUGCAACUCCAUUUAUAGCAACAGCAAGAAAGUUUGGAAGUGAAGAUGGCAAGGAAGAUCCUCCAACAGUGAUGCAAAGGCGGUUAGAAAUGCUGCGGGAGCAACUGGUUCGACUACCAUCGACGUUUACUUUGUUAGACGGAGACUUGGUGGAAGAUUGA
This is a messenger RNA of Porites lobata, 2283 nucleotides long. NCBI's taxonomy places the organism in Eukaryota, Metazoa, Cnidaria, Anthozoa, Scleractinia, Poritidae. The record is from the annotation of a GenBank genome assembly.